Linum trigynum is the source of this 2617-nucleotide messenger RNA. Lineage: Eukaryota; Viridiplantae; Streptophyta; Magnoliopsida; Malpighiales; Linaceae. The record is from the annotation of a GenBank genome assembly.
AUGUAAUUCAGUUUUGAAAAUCGUAUCAUACUAGCGAUUCGACUCGUAAAAUCGUCUAUCAAACACUAUAAAGGUGGGUCGUGUGAGUGAUGAGUUGCCCGUUAUGGGACUUUAAAGGACUCUACUUUGCCUUUGCGUCGAUAAAUAAAUGAACAAUAAGAAGCAAAACGCCAAAAACAAAGCAAAAGAAAAGAAAGGUAGAAUAGUAAUACUAAGGAAACAGACACACCCAACCCACCACCGACCCCGUACCCGACCCGACAAUUCAUACCCUUCCCUUUUCCCUUUUCUUUCUUCAUCUUCUUCCUCUCUCUCUCUCUCUCUGCUUUCAAGAAGGAUCCCAAUGCUGCUUCUGCUUUCUUCUUCUUCUCAUCAGUAGUACCCUUCCUUCUCCAGUACUACCACCAACCGCCAUUCCUUCACCUUAACGUCUCUCUGCCCUCUCUCUCCAGUCUCCAUUAUUGCCACUCAAUUUUGCUCCACCAUGUCCUCCUACUAGGCCAGCACUCAAUUACCAAGAAGACUCAACAAAAGUGGGGGGAAAAAGGUAAAAGAAAAUGGAGGUCAGUGGAAGGAGAAGAUCAGUACCUGUUGCUGCUGCUGCGGCAGCAGGGUUGGUUAACAAUAAUAACAACAAACCCAGUAGUGUGAUUGUGGCAGCUGGCUCUGUUUGGGAGAGCAGAAUGAAGCUCGAUGAAGUCAAAGGCGGGUUCAAGGUCUUCAGUGUCGCCGACGGCGAGAAUCCCGAACCGCCGGCGGCGGUAACGGUGGCAGCGACGCCGAGGAGGUCGCCCAGGAACCUCGCCGCGGGGACGGUGGCGAGCAGUGGGAAGAGGAAGACGUGGAAAUCGGAGUGUUCCGAGGGCCCAAUUCGGUUGAGUGCGUCGGCCGAUGGAGUCAAGAAAUCGCCGAUUCAGGGGAGGAAGUUGAGAUCUGAAGGGAGCAGCGACGGAAUUGCGAGGAGUCCCGUUCAGGUGAGCAAGAAAGGAAGAUCUGAAGUAGUGGGAAGCUCUUCCGUUGUUUCCCCGAUUCAGAUUGGGAAGCUGAGAUCCGCUGGAAAUUCUGGGAAAGAAGUUGAGAAUUCGCCGGUGAAACUGGAAUCGAAGGUCGGUGGUGGUGAAACGAAGGAGGAGAAAUCAGUGCCUGAGAAGGAAUUGGACGAAUCUGUUUGUCAAAUUGAGAAGAAGCCAUCUGAAAUUGAGGAAACAGAGGAGAGUUGCAGGGAGUUUGGCGUUUGUGAAGAGAAGGUGGUUUCUUCUGCGACCGUAGAAGACGAUCGCGCCGACAGUGAUCAGGACUUCGAAGAAGAAGAGGAGGAGGAGGAGGAAUUCGAAGAAGAGACGGACGUGGAAAUUGAGAAGAAGAGCUUCGAUGUUAAGGAGAUUAAUGUUCAAGAACACGAGAAGCCAAAAGAGAAGAAAUUCGAAGAGAAGAAAAUCCCGAUUCCUGAGCAGAAGCCGACGAAAGGAGUUGUUCACCGUCAGUUUCACAACAGAGCUCCACCGCCGGCUCCGCCGACCGUGAACAAACAGACGCCUCCGGUGAUGAGAAGAGCUGCAGCUUACCAGAAUUUCACUAAACCCACUCCUACUCCAGCUCCAUCUCCAGCUCAACCCAGGAGUUACCCAAGAAGGCAAAGCAAGCUCCAGAAUCUGGUGGAUUUAGUGAUGUGGAGAGACGUGUCGAGAUCAGCAUUCGUGUUUGGAAUCGGAACAUUCACCAUAAUCUCAUCUUCCUACACGCAGGAUCUCAACAUCAGCUUCAUUUCUGUGAUGUCUUAUCUGGGGCUGGUUUACCUCGCCGCAAUCUUCCUCUACAGAACCCUUAUUUCCAGGGGAAUUGUGGAGGGAGAUGAUGGUUAUGAGGACACCGGGAGCUACGUGGUUGGCGAAGGGGAGGCAAUCUGUGUGGUGAAGUUGGUCCUGCCGUACCUGAACGAGUGCCUGCUCAGAAUCAAAGCCCUGUUUUCCGGCGAUCCUUCCACCACCAUGAAGUUGGCAGUCCUGCUGUUCGUUCUUGCCAGGUGUGGCGGCUACAUUACCGUCUGGAAAAUGGCCAAAUUGGGAUUUUUCGGGGUUUUCAUACUGCCAAAAGUCUGCUCGUCGUACUCCAGCCAGUUAACCUCUUACGCCAAGUUCUGGAUUCGACGAUUUCGCGACGCGUGGGAGAAGUGCACGCACAAGAAGGCCGUGGCAUUGGGCAUCUUCACCUUGGUGUGGAACAUGUCGUCGAUUGUGGCUCGUGUUUGGGCUGUGUUUAUGAUGUUCGUGGCUGUUCGAUAUUACCAACAACGUGUGGCGCAAGACAGUGAGAAUUGGGAGGAGUGUGAUGAUUAUAACGAAGAAGAAGUUACUGUAGGUGAUGCGAAGGAGGAAGAUUUUGGGCCGAGACGCCGGCCCAAUUAUUUUGAAGUAAAUAGUAAAGUAAAAAAGAAAUACUAGUUAGGGUGAAAAAAGCUACAUUACUACAAGAUUAAUAAAAAGUUACCCUACCUCCGAUUUGUUACCAUUUCCAUGCUGUUGCUUGUUCAUUCCACUUGUUUGUUUUGGUAUUGGGCUAUAUAUGGCCCAACUUCUUUUCCAACAUGCCAGCCCAUUAAUAAAGGCCCAUGGACAUU